Plasmodium knowlesi strain H is the source of this 2714-nucleotide messenger RNA. Its product is annotated as SICAvar, type I (fragment). The annotation marks the transcript as partial. NCBI's taxonomy places the organism in Eukaryota, Apicomplexa, Aconoidasida, Haemosporida, Plasmodiidae. The transcript has 6 exons. The record is from RefSeq and is a predicted model, not a curated record.
GUUUGGAGUGUCUAGAUAAGACGAACUUAUGUGAUCGUGCAGAUUGUGUAGCUGAUAGGUGGAUAAAGAACAGGAACCAAGGUGGCACUGCGAAGACAUAUGAUAAUAUGUGGAGGGACGAUGAUGGUGUUGAGGAAGAAUUGAAAAAUCUUUCUGCGGCAUUAUCUUCAGGGGGAACAAAUGGUGACACCCUAUGUAAUCACAUUAAUGGGAGUGGUAAGGAGGUUUCAGAAGAAGAGAAGACAGUAUGCAAGUUCAUUGCUGCAGGAUUAGAGAGUAUUUAUGAAAUUAAAGCAAAAGUAGAUUCAAAGGGAAAUAUCACAAAGAAGGCUUUAGAGGACCAAUUAUUUGAACGUACUAUGCGUUGUGUUUUAUUAAAUGCUUUUGCUGAUAAAUUAGAAGCACUUCCAUGUGCAGACGAAAAUAAAAUAAAGGACGCUAUAGAUAAAGCAUUUGGAAAAAGUAGUGUAAUUAUGGGAGCAACAUCUCCCUGCAAGAGUGAUGGUGAUAAGUGUUUUACGUGCGAAAGGAAAGCGAAUUUCAGUUGCGAAAUAAACAGCGAACAAGUGAAGACUAAAUUAGACCAUAUGCUCACGUCGGACGCCGAUAUGAAGAAAACGUUGAAGGAAAGUGCACACAAAAUAUGUGGUGGUCAAUGUAAAAACAUAAGUGGUUUGUGUUCGCGCGCACAAUGUGCGGGAGAACAGUGGUUCGAAGACAUGGGAAAAAGCAAAACGAGUAAAGAUGACAAGGAUGCAAUGUGGGAGAAAGUGCAGGAGCAAGUCACCUCAUUCGACAAAGCCCUGCCUGACAAUGGGGGCAACAUCGACGAUGCGGACGAUCUGUGCAAGGAGGUUAAAUGCCCCAAUGGUAAUGCAGAUUGCGUAAGCAAAACAACAUGCAAAAUUAUGGUUAAAGCAUUAAAGGACAUACAUGGAAUGAAGGAGAACGGAUCCGAUACGGGGCCACGAAAAGUAAAUAAUAGAAUAUUUAAAUCUACCAUGCGUUGUGUAGCACUCAAUGCGUUCGCAGAGACAUUAAGACUACAUGCAGAAAAAGGAGGUUAUGCUUGUGUUGUACAGGAAGGAAUAGAUAAGGCCUUCAAGGAGGGGGAGGAUAAACGUGAAGAAUGGUGUGGGAAGAAAGGUAAUGGGAAUGGUAAGGAGGAUGGUUCAUGUGAGAAGUGCCAGAUAGGAAAGUGUAUCACCUCUAAAAUUGAGGGUGACCCCCUAUGGUCCAAAGUGGUGGGUAUGUUGGACGAUAUCACCACCAACACCAAAAUACAACCAACAUUAUCCGAAAUAAAAAGGAAGGUCACUUUAUGUGAUCGCGUGAAUUGCAUAGCGAAUUGGUAUCAUAAAAAAAAGGAACACGGGAAGGGGGAGGAAAAAUUCUGGAAUGAGCAUGUGAAGACAUUGUGGAAUGAAUUAGCAGGAGCAAUGAACACAAAUAGCGGAACAGGGAACGGAGAUUGUAAUCAAGUGAAAGAUGACACUGAAGAGAGGGAUGCCACUGACCCUGAAAAGAAGGCAUGCAAUUAUUUGCAUGCCGGUCUAAAAAAACUGUAUACGACGACGACGUCGUCGUCGUCAACAAGAAACGAUAAUCCAGUUUUGGACUAUCCACCUUUUAGGCGAACUGUCGGUUGUUUCUUACUUCAUGCUUAUGCAAAACAUAUGAAAAGCAAAGCGAAUUGUUUAGUAGAAUCAGGAAUAAAAAAAGCUUUUGAGGUUGGUGGUAAAUGCACGAACAAUAGUGGUUCGUGUAUUGAAUGUAAAUGGGAUGAAAAUUUGGACAAUUGCAAUGUGACCAUUGAAAAAAACUCUGUCACUGUAAAGGCCAAAGUGGAUCCAAUACUCAAGGUCGAUGAGCAAAACAUGAAGACCGUCAUUGAAAACAUAAAUGAAAUGCAAAACUUAUGCGAUUAUAUUAAAUGUGCCGCACCCAAAUGGUUCCACAACCACAAAAACAAAAACGGGAAUAAGGGUAGCCCUACGCACAGUUGGUGUGACUUUUGGGAUACGACUGUUAAAGAGGAACUGAAGAAGAUGUUCCAGAAGAUCGUGUCCGAUGGAAAUGACACAUCGAAGACCAACGCUAAUGUUGUAUGUAAUAAAUUUGGUGAUGAAAAUCCACAUAGUGUUGAAAGAAAAGCCUGUAAUCAUAUCACAGCAGGUUUAGACUAUAUUAACCAAGUUCUGGUUACUCAGAACGGUAAUACGGAUGAUGAUAAGUUUUUUAAACGAAGUAUGAUGUGCGCAGCACUUAACCUUUACGCAACUAAAAUAAAAAAGGAGUCUGAGGACAAAUGUCCCAUUGAUGAGGAAAAAAUAACACAAAUGUUUGAUGAUUGGAAUAAACAGAAUAAUCCAAAUUCUUCGCCUUCGCCUUCGUGUAAGAGUGGAGUUUAUGAUUGCUUUGUCUGUAAAAGGGAUGAUAAAAUUUUGGACGGUUGCAACCUCCUCGUUGAUAAAGGUCUCAUUGGAACAGCAUCACUACAAAGUGGACAAAAUUGCAAUGAUAACGGCAACAACAGAAAAGAAGUCCAAACUCAAAUGAACCAACUCCUCGAUAAAGAAUCCCAAAUGCAACAAACAUUGAACAAAGUAAAUGAAAUGGCCUCUUCUUUCUGUACUCAAGUCCAAUGCGCAAUAAAAAAAAAACUGAAAAGCAAAAAUGGACAAACACCCUCAACCGGAACAAUGUCAUCUUGG